UCUGCCGGCAGUUCACUCACAAAAACACUACAGAUUUCUCUGAUAGGUUACAAAAAAUAAACGAGAAAAAAAGAUGGAGCCUAUUGGAGCCACUGCGGAGGGAGAGUGGAGUUCUCUUAGUGGAAUGUACACAAGUGAGGAGGCUGAUUUCAUGGAACAGUUGCUUGUCAACUGUCCUCCUAAUCAGGUUGCUUCAAGUUCAAGCUUUGGAGUUCAAUCUAGUUUUUGGCCUAACCAUGAACCAACAAUGAACAUGGAAGGGGCCAAUGAAUGUUUAUUGUAUUCUUUGGGUAUUGCUGAUACUAAUCUGUACCCAUUUUCACAAGUGAGCAGUGGUUAUAGUGGUGGUGGUAGCAUUCUUUUUCCCAACUCAAGUGGAGAAAGCUACUACCUGAUUGAUUCUCACCCAGUUUUGGCAGACACUAAUAGUUCCAUGUCAAUGGAUUUUUGCAUGGGAGACUCGUAUGUUGUUGAUGGCGAUGACUUCUCAAACCAAGAAUUGAGCAAUGGAAAUGUGGAAGAGUCUGGUGGAAACCAGACUGUAGCUGCUCUUCCUGAACCUGAAAGCAGUUUGCAACCCAAGAGAGAAUCAAAGAUGCCAGCAUCUGAACUACCCCUGGAAGAUAAAAGCAGAAAGCCACCUGAGAAUUCCAAGAAAAGAUCACGGCGUACGGGAGAUGCCCAAAAGAACAAGAGGAAUGUAAGGUCAAAGAAGAGCCAGAAGGUUGCCUCGACUAGCAACAAUGAUGAAGAAAGCAAUGGUGGCCUUAAUGGUCCUGUCUCAAGCGGUUGCUGCUCAGAGGAUGAAUCCAAUGCCUCCCAGGAGCUCAAUGGAGGAGCGAGUUCAAGUUUGAGCUCAAAAGGGACAACAACUCUCAACUCAAGAGGCAAAACAAGAGCCAGUAAGGGGGCAGCCACUGAUCCCCAGAGCCUCUAUGCAAGGAAAAGAAGAGAGAGAAUAAAUGAGAGGCUGAGAAUUCUACAAAACCUUGUCCCCAAUGGAACAAAGGUUGACAUUAGCACAAUGCUUGAAGAGGCUGUCCAGUAUGUGAAGUUUUUGCAACUCCAAAUUAAGCUGCUAAGCUCUGAAGACCUGUGGAUGUAUGCUCCUAUCGCGUACAAUGGUAUGGACAUCGGUCUUGAUCAUCUGAAGCUUACCACACCAAGACGAUAGUAGAUGUUAAGAGGAGGGUGGUGAUUUUUUUAUUAUUUCUGUCAAUAGCAUAUGUGAUGAGAUUAAAAUAUAGUCAUUGCCAAUUUGUAAUGGUUUUAUACUGUACGAGUAUAGAUAGGAUUUCGCUUAUAAAAUUAAUCCACGAGUAAUCAUCGUGAGAAAUUCUUUCAUGUAGACACCUUGACAUGGUGAACACUAUCCGA
This is a messenger RNA of Populus euphratica (Euphrates poplar), 1377 nucleotides long. RefSeq names its product transcription factor bHLH85-like. The record is from RefSeq and is a predicted model, not a curated record. Lineage: Eukaryota; Viridiplantae; Streptophyta; Magnoliopsida; Malpighiales; Salicaceae. Gene Ontology annotation, biological process: regulation of DNA-templated transcription. Gene Ontology annotation, molecular function: protein dimerization activity; DNA-binding transcription factor activity. The transcript has 5 exons. Bases 74 to 1174 code for a protein of 366 amino acids.